AACCCCUUUUUAAUUUUAAAGUUAACUGUUAUUGUAUAUGGCUUUGCGGGCAGAACUUUUAUGGGUGGCCGGGCUAGACAUUCUUCGGCUCAAAUGGGUUGGAUGUAUGAGUUGGACUAGACUUUAGACACUUUAGCUCAAGCCUAACCCAUUGAACAACGGCCGGGCUGGCCAAUGACCCACAACAGGUCAGACUGGGCUUUUCCUCAAUGGUCCGUGUGGCUCCCGUCGGCGCAUGAGCUGUCUCUUCUUCUACUCAGAGCAGCAGCCACAAGAACCCAACAGAACAAAUGAGAAAAGAAUGGAGGUCAUGGAGGACACACUGCACCUGCAAUUGCAUAAGCUAUCAGCCCUAAAAUCAGAGGAAGCACUUGACCAAUUGCUUUGCACUCUCUGGAAAACCAGGAAAACCGGUCUCCACUCCCCCCACCAAAAGUCCCACUUCCAAUCUCUCCUCAAUCUGCCUUCUCUUUCACAACUCCAUCCCGUUUUGGCAUGCCUUCGAUCGCUUAUCAGAAAAUGGGUACAUGAAAACUUCACUGGUGAUGACCUUUUGAAGCUCUUCCCUCCCGAUUUACCGCUCGAUUUGCAGAGCAGUUUGGUGGUGUUGUUCCACAAGUAUCAGUCUCAAUGGAAGGAUGAAGUAGCCCGAGAACAGCUGCGUUCAUUGCCAAGGACUAGUGUUUCGUAUCAGGUCAAGACAAGUGUGCCGCCAUCUUUCACGACUUUGGGUAGCUCAUGCUCAUUUAGCGAUUUUGGAGCUUCAUCAACACCGAUUGUUACUGGGACCAAUGCGUCUCGGCUCACUCCCAUGUCUCCUCCAAUUCUUCAGGUGGGAAUUCUACCUCGCCUAAAGUCAAUGACUUGGACCAUGGAGAACUGUAACUCAGGGCCGGCUAAUAGAGUGGCUGUCAUCAAUCUUAAGUUGCAAGAUUAUACCAAAUCUCCUUUAGAUGAAAUCGAGGUGAAGUUUCAACUGACUAGGGACACUCUUGAAGCGAUGCUGAGAUCAUUGACUUACAUCAAGGAACAACUCUCAAGCAUGGUUGGGACUAUUUCUGGGCCAUCACAAAAGAAACAAAAACAAUCGGAUCAUUUGGUAUGAUAUCUUUAAAUGUAUAGCUAACUUGCCUAACAAAGUGUCAUGUCCUUUUGUUCACUUUACCCUUUUUAUUAAUGUCUUGCCCCCAAUCUUUUUUGGAUAUUGAAGGACAUGAACUUUUUCUCUCCAUUUAGUGUAUUGUAUUUUCUAAUACACAUUUAAAUGCCGGAUGCAAAAUGAUAGUUUUGGAAUCAUGUGCAAGAUUUUAAUUUAAUUUGGUCUUUGAUAGUCACUUGUAAGAUGGACCGUUAUUUUAUUUUGGGUCUAUCCUUACCUCUGGGGAAGUUUGUAUCUGGAGGUAGGGAACCUUAGCCA
Prunus persica (peach) is the source of this 1417-nucleotide messenger RNA. RefSeq lists its product as uncharacterized. The transcript has 6 exons. Bases 236 to 1105 code for a protein of 289 amino acids. NCBI's taxonomy places the organism in Eukaryota, Viridiplantae, Streptophyta, Magnoliopsida, Rosales, Rosaceae. The record is from RefSeq and is a predicted model, not a curated record.